AUGGAUAACCAAGAAUUAAAAUAUAAGAGCAGAGAGGGGCCAGUAAUGGGUAUUGCUGGCAUUCAACGUAGUGAGCACGAACUAUUAACUGUAGUUGACGCGAUACAAAUAAAUGAGUGUUACGGCAAAGAAUUAUUAGAUCCAAAAUAUAAAAAGAAAACACCAUUUAGACUUAUUGAAGUUAUAAUGAACCGAUGGUGGUUUAGAAGUCUUUUCAACCAGAAAACCUCUUUCGAAUUUCUUAACAACAUCAUAUCAAUAGAGAGGAACGCGUACUCUACAUUUAACGUGAUAUUUCCUUUCACAGAAGAAAACAUUAAGAUUGCUUAUAACGGAAUUAAUAUGAACAUUUUCCUACCAAAUAUGGUAUCAGGUGACCAAUUGAUUUUAUCUUCUAAAUACAGCAUACUGAACUUGAGAACUCUUACGAUUACUCAAGGCGACAUCAACCUUCUUUUCCAAGAUCUUCAAGUGAAUGAAAAACUAUUGACAUUCAAUGAGAAAAAAGAGUAUAAAAUUGAAUUGAAAAGGAGUCUCCCUUAUAAAAAGCAGACACUUCAAGAAAUUAAAGAUAAUCCGGGAGAUGAACUUCCUAUGAGAGAGUUGAUUUUGACCGUUGAGUUGACUGUAUCGAAGGCUGAAGUAUCAUUUCUCCUAGGCCAUCAUGGAGAACGCAUUGAACAAAUACGAAGCCUAUCUUGUGCAACUAUUAAAAUCCUCCCCAUAGAGAAAAGAUUGACCCUUCGAGAUUUAAACCAUCCUUCACAGAUAAUACAGCAGCUGUCUAUUACAGGAAAUAAAUAUUCUGUUGCUGUAGCGCUUUCUCGAAUUGAAGCAGAGUUGGGAAUGUUCAACCUCUCCUUUGGGCGGCAAUAUUAA
Naumovozyma castellii is the source of this 879-nucleotide messenger RNA. RefSeq names its product Mer1p (gene MER1). Bases 1 to 879 code for a protein of 292 amino acids. The transcript has a single exon. Lineage: Eukaryota; Fungi; Ascomycota; Saccharomycetes; Saccharomycetales; Saccharomycetaceae. The record is from RefSeq and is a predicted model, not a curated record.